Messenger RNA from Dioscorea cayenensis subsp. rotundata (Guinea yam), 471 nucleotides. RefSeq names its product stearoyl-[acyl-carrier-protein] 9-desaturase 1, chloroplastic-like. The coding region runs from base 1 to 471 and encodes 156 amino acids. Gene Ontology annotation, molecular function: stearoyl-[ACP] desaturase activity. Gene Ontology annotation, cellular component: chloroplast stroma. The transcript has a single exon. The record is from RefSeq and is a predicted model, not a curated record. Gene Ontology annotation, biological process: fatty acid metabolic process. NCBI's taxonomy places the organism in Eukaryota, Viridiplantae, Streptophyta, Magnoliopsida, Dioscoreales, Dioscoreaceae.
AUGAUGUAUGGAGAUAUAACUCUAGCAAAAAUAUGCGGCACCAUUGCAGCGGACGAGAAGCUGCAUGAACGAGCAUACACUAAAAUUAUUGAAAAGUUAUUUGAAAUUGACCCAAAUGCUACAAUGACGUCUAUGGCAGAAAUGAUGCGCAAGAGGAUUAAUAUGCCAGUACGUGUUCUAUUUGAUGGCAAAGAUCACAAUCUUGCAGUACACCUUAAUAUGGUCACUCAAAAGACUGGCUCUUAUACCGUCAAGGAUUAUGGUGAUGUGGUGGACUUCUUCAUCAAGAGAUGGCAUGUUGAAGAGAUCACUAGAUUAUCUGAUAAGGGAAGACAAGCACAAGAGUAUAUUUGUGGAUUUUCUGCUAGUAUAAGAAAAUUGGAAGAGCGAGUUCAACAUAAAAGCACUAGUGGAGAAACUUCAAAAAUGUUGCAUUUCUCUUGGAUCUUCAACAAGGAAGUUAAAGUUUAG